Podarcis raffonei (Aeolian wall lizard) is the source of this 1266-nucleotide messenger RNA. It is a transcript of the gene TIGD1, whose product is annotated as tigger transposable element derived 1. The coding region runs from base 331 to 1266 and encodes 311 amino acids. Gene Ontology annotation, molecular function: DNA binding. The transcript has a single exon. Gene Ontology annotation, cellular component: nucleus. Lineage: Eukaryota; Metazoa; Chordata; Lepidosauria; Squamata; Lacertidae. The record is from RefSeq and is a predicted model, not a curated record.
CUAUUGCGACACAGGACUGUUAACGUCACGGCUCGCUUUGUUGCGCUUCGCUUUGUUGCGCUUCGCAGAUAUUGCGGUUUUGACAAUGUGAAGAACUGCAGGAGCUACUGCUGCUGGGUUGCAGACGAGGCUGCAGGAGCCUGGACAUGGGUGCAGCUCCUGGCAGCCCUGGUGGAGCUGGCUAGGGCUGGAGCCGGGUUUCCCCCCUCUUGCCCCUGCAGCCAAGAGGACCAGGGGAUGGACUAAGCCCCUAGACCCUCUUCCGCCCUUUCCUUGGGAGUUUGCGUUCCCUGAGACACCACAAUAUUGUAAUAAAUUAAUAGACCUACGAUGGCCUCCAAGCAUUCAAGUGAAAGGAAGAGUCGCAUGUCCCUCACUUUGCAUCAAAAGCUAGAAAUGAUUAAGCUCAGCGAGGAAGGCAUGUCGAAAGCCGAGAUCGGCCGAAGACUAGGCCUCUUGCGCCAAACGGUCAGCCAAGUUGUGAAUGCAAAGGAGAAGUUCCUGAAGGAAAUUCAAAGUGCUACCCCGGUGAACACGCGAGUGAUAAGGAAGCGGAACAGCCUUAUUGCUGAUAUGGAGAAAGUCUUAGUGGUCUGGAUAGAAGAUCAAACCCGCCGCAACGUUUGCUUAAGCCAAAGCCUAAUCCAGAGCAAAGCCCUCGCUCUCUUCAAUUCCAUGAAGGCCGAGAGAGGCGAGGAAGCUGCAGAAGACAAGUUUGAAGCUAGCAGAGGUUGGUUCAUGAGGUUUAAGGAAAGAAGCCGCCUCCAUAACACAAAAGGGCAAGAUGAAACACCAAGUGCUGAUGUAGAGGUUGCAGCAAGCUAUCCAGACGUUCUAGCUAAGAUUUUGGAUGGAGGUGGUGACGCCAAACAACAGGAGUUGCUCCUUAUGGGCGAGCAAAGAAAGGGGUUCCUUGAGAUGAAAUCUCCCCCUGGCAAAGAUGCUGCGAACAUUGCCGAAAUGACAACAAAGGAUUUAGAAUAUUACAUAAACUUAGUUGAUAAAGCAGCAGCAGGCUUUGAGAGGAUUGACCCCAGUUUUGAAAGAAGUUCCACCGUGCGUAAGAUGCUGUCAAACAGCAUUGGAUGCUACAGAGAAAUCUUUCGUGAAAGGAAGAGACAAUCAAUGCGGCAAACUUCACUGCUGUCUUAUUUUAAGAAAUUGCCACAGCCACCCCAGGCUUCAGCGAUCACCAAGGUGAUCCGUCAGCAUGACCCUCCAUCACCAAAAAGAUUACGACUCACUGAAGGCUCAGAUGAUGGUUAG